AUGAAUUCGACAGACCAGGAAACUGACCUUUACGACUACUACAAUUACGAUAACAGCACUGACAUACCUGGACCUUGUUCUAACCAGAAUAACCAAAGUUUGCAGAAGGUGAUCGGCCCAUAUGUCCACUCCAUCAUCUGCAUCCUGGGCUUCGUAGGUAACAGCCUGGUGAUCGUCACCUACGCCUGCUACAAGAGGGCCAAGUCCAUGACCGAUGUGUACCUGCUCAACGUCGCCAUCGCCGACCUGCUGUUCGUAGUGGCGCUGCCUCUCAUCGUCUACAACGAGCUGACGUCGUGGUCGAUGGGGCCGGCGGCCUGCAAGCUGCUGCGCGGCAGCUACAGUGUGAAUCUGUACAGCGGCAUGCUGCUGCUCGCCUGCAUCAGCACCGACCGCUACAUCGCCAUCGUCCAGGCUCGACGCAGCUUCCGGCUGCGCUCGCUGCCCUACAGCCGCGUCAUCUGCACCAUCGUCUGGACCUUUGCUCUGCUGCUGUCCUUUCCCAGCUUCUACUACUACCACUGGUACACGCCGUCGCACACCAUUAACAAAUACAUAAACGAGACAGACCUGAAUAUUACUCACCAUGUUGAGUAUGUCUGCGAGUUCCGGUUCGAGGACAGAGAAACGGCCUGGACGAUGAAGAUGGUCGUCCCCAGCAUCCAGCUGGCCAUAGGCUUCUUCCUGCCACUGCUCAUCAUGAUCUUCUGCUACAGCUGCAUCAUCGGCACCCUGCUGAAAGCCAGAAACUUCCAGCGGCACAAAGCGGUGCGGGUGGUGCUGGUCGUGGUGGCGGUGUUCAUCGUCUGCCACCUGCCCUACAACGUAGCGCUACUCUACGACACCGCCAACAUGUUCAAGGAGCAGUCGUGUGAAGCGGCGGACGCCGUGCAGGUGGCCAACACGGUGACGCAGACCAUCGCCUACCUGCACUGCUGCCUGAACCCGGUGCUGUACGCCUUCAUCGGGGUGAAGUUCAGGAACCACUUCAGGAGGAUCGUCCAGGACCUGUGGUGUCUGGGUAAGAAGUACAUCGCUCCGCGCCGCUUCUCCAGAGUCACUUCUGACAUGUACAUGUCCUCACGCCGCUCGGUGGACGGAUCCAGUGAGAAAGGCUCGUCUUUCACCAUGUGAGGAUGCCCGGAGGAUCCAUCUGUGGACCAAAGAAUCAUUCGACUUUUAAACUUAACUCCAACACACCCAAACUAGCUCAGAGCUGAUCCUGAGACUCCAGUCUGUACGUCACUGUGUAAUAAGGUCAGGACCCUCAGCAGCAUCGAAAAGGUUAAAAAUUAGACAAAA
This is a messenger RNA of Scomber scombrus (Atlantic mackerel), 1302 nucleotides long. RefSeq names its product chemokine (C-C motif) receptor 6a (gene ccr6a). NCBI's taxonomy places the organism in Eukaryota, Metazoa, Chordata, Actinopteri, Scombriformes, Scombridae. Gene Ontology annotation, biological process: chemotaxis; G protein-coupled receptor signaling pathway; immune response. Gene Ontology annotation, cellular component: membrane. Bases 1 to 1134 code for a protein of 377 amino acids. Gene Ontology annotation, molecular function: chemokine receptor activity. The transcript has a single exon. The record is from RefSeq and is a predicted model, not a curated record.